This is a messenger RNA of Neohortaea acidophila, 744 nucleotides long. RefSeq lists its product as uncharacterized. The record is from RefSeq and is a predicted model, not a curated record. Lineage: Eukaryota; Fungi; Ascomycota; Dothideomycetes; Mycosphaerellales; Teratosphaeriaceae. The coding region runs from base 1 to 744 and encodes 247 amino acids. The transcript has a single exon.
AUGUUCUUCUUCGACCGCCGCCUCUUUACCGUCCACAAUGCCCUCUUCCUUUGCAGGCUCGCCGGCGUAAUCGGCGGAUGUCGCACAGUCGUCCAGCUAUCCAUUCUGAUCUACCACGACAACCUUCCGUUCCUCUGGGACUGCUUGUAUCCCUUCUUGUGCGCCACCGUCGCCUUAAUCGUGCAUCUCCUUGGCCUCCCGACCCGCGCCAGAGCCGACCGGCUCACAAUCAUCCUCUGGAUAGCCACGCUAGCUUUCGGCGCAAACGUCUUUAUCAAGCACAACACGGAGCCGAGUUUCGUCCAGCGCUAUCUGGAGACGGCAGGUUGCACGCUGCACACGAAGUACCACUACGAACCGGACGGAGUCGUCACCUGGGACAGCUGGGCGACGGGCCGCUGGUGCCAGAGCACCUACAAGCAGAGCAUGACCAUUGGGCGCGGACAGCGCAAAUACGUGGAGCAGAGCGAUCGCUGCUAUUCGUUUUGCGCGUACCAUGUGGCGGAGCAUGGCGGCCGACUGCACGGCUUCAUGCCCACCUCACCUGCCGACCGCGUGCCGGAGAGCAGAUUCUGUGAAGGGGAGCAGACGUAUUACGGGAACUGCCCGGAGCAUCCGAGGUUUGAUAAAACACGUCGGCUUGUCCUACUGGCGAUCCGAGAUGCCGAGAUUCCCGUGAAGAAUGUGUCGGCGGGCAAAGGCUUGCACUCCAUGACGGAUGAUUAUGGAGAUCUCGAGACAUGA